Phycomyces blakesleeanus NRRL 1555(-) is the source of this 423-nucleotide messenger RNA. RefSeq lists its product as hypothetical. Lineage: Eukaryota; Fungi; Mucoromycota; Mucoromycetes; Mucorales; Phycomycetaceae. The transcript has 3 exons. The record is from RefSeq and is a predicted model, not a curated record. The coding region runs from base 1 to 423 and encodes 140 amino acids.
AUGACACCAAGUUCUUUGUCCCCGCAUUACGCAGCUCAAUCUCCUUCAGGACGUAAACCUGACUUGGUAGCGAAGGAGGUGCUGGAAUGGUGGCAAACCAACGGAAAGCACCCGUUCAUCCAGCCCCACAUCUCGUUACCGAGUAAUGUGGGUGCGAACUCGCCAGAGAACUUACCACUAGGUGAUAAGGUCCAGCUCAUUCGACUACCAGUAGCUUCACCGUCAGCCGUUAAAGAGUUCAGUCAGGUUAGCAGUGAAGAGCCAGCACAUCUCACCACAGGUGGUGGAAGUUUCAAUUCCAGGUUGAGUUUUAUUGAAAUGAGAUUUCCCAAGGGAAUCAGUGAUUACUAUCAGAUAUUUAGGGAUAAUAGUCCAGAGCAUACCAAAUAUUCUCAACCCGAGUUUCGCAAGAGCUUUGUAUAA